AUGGUUUUGGGGUGGGAACUUCGGGCUUGCAUCUUACUUAGCCUUUUCCUUCAAAUCUUCUUAGCUGUUGCUGGAACCUUUAGGAGGUUAGCAUCCCAAAGAAGGAUUGUCAAGAUUAUCUGGUUAGCAUAUCUGCUUGCCGAAUUUGUUCCUGUUUUCGGGCUGGGACUCAUUGUCAGCAAGCAAAGUUUGUUAUAUUAUUCAGACGCCGAUUCAGCCCCUAUAGGUUCUUCAAAUUCCGUGGAUGACCACUUUGAAGUUCAUUGCUUUCGGAGCAACAAGGUUGUUGCUUGCGGAGACGAAAAUAUUCUCAUGUACUGUGCGGCCUUUUUACUCGUACAUCUUGGUGGUCCAGACUCCAUCACUGCUUUCGCGAUGGAGGACAAUGAACUGUGGCUCAGAAAUUUGUUUUAUCUGGCUUCAAAAUGCAUUGCGGUAGCUUACGCGAUCUAUCAGUCUGUACUGACUAUUCACAAAGUACAGGUCCCUGUUCUGCUCUUGUUUUUGUACGGGAUUAUCAAGUGCACUGAGCGUACGUGUGCUCUGUAUUAUGGAAGUGCUAAAAGCUUUCGCAAUUCCAUGCUUUCAAAGAGUAACUCGGGGUUCAAUAUUAUUCCAAUAAUCGACAAAAGUCUGAUUGAAAUGAAUGUGAAGGAUUUUGAGCAUGUAGAAGUCCUGCAAAAUGCCUUUUUACUAUUCACGGUGUUCAAAGGACUUGUAGUAGAUCUCAGUGUCAGCAUCCUUGAACGCAACCAGAGCCGUGACUUGUUCCUUGCAAAAUCUAGCGCAGACGCUUUUAGGCUUGUUGAAGUAGAGUUGAAUUACCUCUAUGAUGUUCUUUUCACCAAAAUCCCAUUGUUGCAUAGCAAACUUGGACUCUGCUGUCGAAGCCUGUCCUUUAUUGCAGUUGUUUCUUCCUUGGUGCUCUUCAAUUCAAGCUCUGAAGGCUAUCACCACACUAAGGAAAUGUUUCCCUACAUUUUGUUUUCAGGAGCAAUUUUCCUAGAGGUAAUUGCAUUUUAUAUGCUCCUUUUCAGCGACUGGACAGUCGUUAAGCUCGAGCCUCUUUCUGAAGCAUUCCCCCACCGCAAUUUAUGGAAAGAUAAGUUCCUUAAGUGCAUACUGUUUGUUAACCGUACUAGAAAUGAUUUCUAUCAUUUCUUCCUUCGUCAUGUAGGAGUAAAUCAUCAUAUCGGGUCCGAAUUUUCUGAUGGCAGGUGGGCUAAUUCUUUUUCAACUUUCAACUUGACAUGUUAUUGUUUACAUAGAUGUUCAAAAGGAAGGGAAAAAAUUUAUACUUCCUUGCGCCUUCUCCGGUUGUUGAAUGGGUUUGUGUAUGUACAAUCACAACCACUCUCCCAAUUCAUAGCCAGUUUCAUUUUCGAUGAGCUAAAAAUGAAAUCAGAGAUAGCGGAGACUGUAGUCGUUGCAAAACAAAAUAUGUUCGUCUAA
Daucus carota subsp. sativus is the source of this 1452-nucleotide messenger RNA. RefSeq lists its product as uncharacterized. Lineage: Eukaryota; Viridiplantae; Streptophyta; Magnoliopsida; Apiales; Apiaceae. Bases 1 to 1452 code for a protein of 483 amino acids. The record is from RefSeq and is a predicted model, not a curated record. The transcript has a single exon.